Molecule: messenger RNA, 5361 nt
Organism: Oncorhynchus tshawytscha (Chinook salmon)
Lineage: Eukaryota; Metazoa; Chordata; Actinopteri; Salmoniformes; Salmonidae
Gene: trpm2
Product: transient receptor potential cation channel, subfamily M, member 2
Exons: 33
Coding region: 38-4534 (1498 amino acids)
Biological process (GO): calcium ion transmembrane transport
Cellular component (GO): membrane
Molecular function (GO): ligand-gated calcium channel activity
Source: RefSeq, a predicted model, not a curated record
UGAGCUGUUUCCCUGCCUCGCUGUCCUCUCUCUCAGGAUGGGGGAGUCUCUGCUGCUGGAGCCCAGCUUGGCUCAGACUCUGGCCGUCAGCGCAACUAAAACCUCGAAGCUCUCUCUCUCUACAUCCACCCAGCGCUCCCUUGCCGCCUGGAUCAAAGACAACAUCAGGAAGAAGGAGUGUUGCUUCUACGUCGACGGUGACAGUAAGGGGAUCUGUAAGUGUGGCUACCAGAGGAUCCACCAUGUUGAUGACUCUAUCAAACCUGAGAACUACCUGGGAGAGACAUGGGACAGACACAGACACGUACAUGAGGUCCCUACUGAUGCUUAUGGAGACAUCUGGUUCGGUGGCCUUGGACAGAAGAUUGGCAAGUACGCGCGUGUCUCCGCAGACACUUCUCCAGACCUGCUGUACCAGCUGCUGACAGAACAGUGGAAGCUCCCUCCUCCCAACCUGUUCAUCUCUGUCACCGGAGGGGCCAAGAACUUCUACAUGAAACCUCACCUCACAGCACUGUUCCGCAGGGGCCUCAUUAAAGUGGCACAGACUACAGGUGCCUGGAUCAUUACAGGUGGCACCCAUGCAGGUGUGAUGAAGCAUGUAGGCCAGGCGGUGAGGGAAUACGUCCUCAGUAGUGGCUCUAUGGAGGGGCAAAUCGUGGCCAUUGGAGUGGCGACCUGGGGAGCCAUACACAACAGGAGACCCCUGGUACACCUUGAGGGCCGGUUCCCAGCCCACUACUCUCUGGACAUGCAGUCUCAGGGUCACCUCUCCUGUCUGGACAACAACCACUCCCACUUCCUGCUGGUGGAUGAUGGAACACACGGAUGCUACGGAGUCGAGAUAGAACUACGCUCCCGACUAGAGAGACUAAUCUCCCAGCAGCCUCUGGGAAACAGAGAGAGUGGAGUGAGGAUCCCAGUAGUGUGUGUGGUGCUGAAUGGGGGACCAGGCACUCUCAGUACCAUCUACGGUGCCAUGCUGAACAGGACCCCCUGUGUCAUCCUGGAAGGGUCAGGGAGACUUGCGGACGUCGUCGCCCAUGUGGCUGGUCUCCCCGUUACCAAGGUUACCCUGUCUGUCAUCCACCAGUUAAUGAAACGGUUCUUCGGUCCGGAGUAUGACUCCUUCACAGAGCUCAAGAUCAUAGAAUGGACCAAGAAGAUUCAGGACAUCAUCAGGAUGCCUCAGCUACUGACAGUGUUCCGUAUGAGUGAAGACAACCACGGUGAUGUUGAUGUGGCCAUUCUCCAGGCGCUGCUCAAAGCCAACAGGAGCAGUGAGUCUGUUGGGAUGGAGCGCUGGGAGAGACAACUGGAGCUAGCCGUAGCCUGGAACAGAGUGGACAUCGCUAAGACUGACAUCUUCACUGAGGAUAGCCAGUGGAAGUCCAGUGACCUGCAUCAGGCCAUGUUCUCAGCCCUUCUGGGCCACAAGCCGCAAUUUGUCCGGCUGCUCCUGGAGAACGGAGUGUGUCUGAGAGAGUUCCUGGGGGACCAGACCACUCUGUGUGACCUCUACACCCAGCUGCCCACUUCCUGCUUCUUCCUACGCCGCCUAGCCAAGCGCAUCCAGACCGAGAAGAGUCGACGUAGUCAGACCCUGAGUUCUCGGGGUGCUGCAGGGAGGACCAUCUCUCUCACUCACGUCUCGGAUGAGAUACGCCACCUACUGGGCAGUUUCACCCAGCCCCUCUACCCCCUGCCUGGCCUGCACUCCACCAGGUACCCAAAGGAGCCCAAGGAGGAUGUCGCUGUCACACUGCCACCUAAAGAGCAGCUGGAGCUCCAGGCCUCGCCAGACCCAGACAGAGGACCAGGGAGAGAUUCAGAAAGGGGAGAGGAGACUUUCAGAGACCCAGGCGGAGACCUUUUCCUCUGGGCCAUCCUGCAGAACCAGAAAGAGCUGGCUGAGAUCGCCUGGGAGCAGUCCCGGGACUGUACGUCAGCAGCUCUGGCCGCUAGUAAGAUCCUGAAGAAGCUGGCUGAGGAAGGAGCGGAAGAGGAGGAUGAGGCGGAGGAGAUGAGAGAACUGGCCAAACACUAUGAGAGACACGCCAUUGGUGUGUUCAAUGAGUGCCACUGCUGUGAUGAGGAGCGUGCCCAGAGGCUGCUAAUCCGGAUCUCUUCAUCCUGGGGUCAAACCACUUGUCUGAGGCUGGCUCUGGAGGCUGAUGACAAGAGCUUUGUUGCUCACUCUGGGGUUCAGGCUCUCCUGACCCAGAUCUGGUGUGGGGAGCUGGCGGCGGACAAUCCUCUGUGGAGGGUGCUGCUAUGUAUGCUGUUCUUCCCUCUCAUUUACACUGGCUUCCUGGGAUUCAGGCGUGAUGAGUCCAUCCAGAGAGAAGCAGAGAGGAGUGCUGAGCUGCUCACCAUGGAGUCAUUAACAGGAAGCCAGGCCUGCACCAGGAGGAAGUAUCCUGUACAUGACCUCCCUGCCAGGAACCCUCUGGGUCUGAAGCCGUUGACAGUCUCCACCCGGCUGGUCAGCCUCUUCACCUCUCCCUACCCCAUACAGGUGAAGUUCUACUGGAACAUCUUGUCCUACUUCAGCUUCCUGCUGCUGUUUUCUGUGGUGCUGAUGAUCGACUUCCAGACCACGCCCUCCUGGAGGGAGGGGCUUCUCUAUGUCUGGCUCAUCUCAUUGGUCUGUGAGGAGGUCCGACAGCUGUUCCAUGACCCAGAUGGGUUUGGGUUCCGUAAGAAGGCUGAUAUGUACAUUAAUGACAUGUGGAACAUUCUAGACUUUCUGUCCAUACUGCUCUUCAUCAUCGGCCUGGCCUUCAGACUGACCACCAGGUUGUUCUAUGCAGGGAAGGUCAUCCUGUGUAUCGACUUCAUCAUCUUCUGUCUUCGUCUCAUGGCCAUAUUCAUCAUCAGUAAAACUCUGGGCCCCAAGAUCAUCAUCGUUAGGAGAAUGAUGUUGGACAUGUUCUUCUUCAUGUUCCUGCUGAGUAUCUGGGUGGUAGCAUACGGCGUUGCUAAGCAGGGCAUCCUCAUCCACAACGAGGACAGACUGGACUGGAUCGUCCGGGGCGUCAUCUACGAACCAUACCUUAUCAUCUUCGGGAAUAUGCCCUCUAACAUCGACAAUGCCCUGUUUGACAUCAAGGCCUGCAGUGUAAAUGGUACAGAGUCUCAAAAGCCUAAAUGCCCUAUUCUUAACGAGGACAAGAUGCCUGCCUUCCCUGAGUGGCUGACUAUAAUCCUACUGUGUGUCUACCUGCUGUUUGCCAACAUACUGCUGCUCAACCUGCUCAUAGCAAUCUUCAACUAUACUUUCCAGGAGGUUCAGGAUAACACAGACACCAUUUGGAAAUUCCAGCGGUAUGAACUGAUCAAGGAGUACCACAGCCGACCCGCUGCCCCCCCUCCACUCAUCCUCCUCUCCCACAUCUUCCUCUUCAUCAGACGCAUAGUGCUGCAGAGACCCCCCAAUAGUUACAGAGCCUUCAAGGAGAGGCUGCCUGAGGUGGAGGAGGAAGAGUUAUUGUCGUGGGAAUCCUUCAUGAAGGAUAACUACCUUCUCUCCUGCAGACAGCAGCAGAGCCAGAGCAUGGAGCAACGUACCACAGACACCGCUGACAAGGUUUGCACCAUAACAGAGCUGCUACAGAGGGAGGAGGCCACAGGGUCGGUUGCUUUAGUGAAGAGAUUGACCAGACUAGAGGAGCAGGUCUCCCAGUCAGCCAGAGCUCUCCAGUGGAUCAUGGACACCCUCAAAGCUCAGGGUCUACACUCUAAAGAGGAGGCUCCACAGCUGGCCUCACCUGGUAAACUGAAGAGGUCUGAAAGUGAACCCAAUGAACCCCAUAGACAGGAGAAGACAGAGAGAGAGAAGACGUUUUACCAUGUCAACGCCCGGCGUCUGGACUACCCUGACAGUACCGUCCCUCGCUUCCCUGUUCUCGAGGAGAAGGUGCCCUGGGAGGUUGACUUCAUCCUUUACAAUCCUCCUGUUCUGAAUGGAGACAGCCAGGAUCAGACAGAUGGAUCAGAACCUGAUUCUGUAAAGCGUUACAGAAACCCAGGAGGCAGGACAGGCAUGAAAGGAAGAGGAGCACUGACCUGUCUGGGUCCAAACCUGAUCCUGGACCCUGUCCUCACAAGGUGGAGAGACAGUGAGAGAUCUGCUCUGGAGUUCCUGGCGGUCUGGGACCAGGAGGAUGGGCUCUGGACACUACCUGGGGGUCCUGUCCAAUCAGACGAGCCCCUGCCAGACAGAUUACUGAGGAUUAUGGGACAGAAGAUCUAUGACAGGAUAAAAACUAAGGUGGUAGAGGUAACCAAGGUCCAUGAGGGCUACGUAGACGACGUCAGGAACACAGACGAUGCCUGGGUAGAAACUACAGUCCUGAACAUCCAUCUAGACAGGAGAAGUCUACUGAUGGCUGAUAUCAACCGCAUGGCUGAGAAUACCGUGGGCUGUGUGGAGCUGGUCCGGUGGACGGAGGUGAGCAGCAGGACCAGGAUGUGUUCUUACCAGAGAGAUGCUCUGAGACGGGUGGCCGAGCUGCACCAGAGGACCUUCUAACUUCACAAGAGGACCUUCCAGCUGCACCAGAGGACCUUCUAGCUGCACCAGAGGACCUUUUAGCUAGCAAGAGGACCCACAAUGUACUGUUUAGGGUACUGUUGAGAUACACUGCACUGUUUAGAGUAGUGUUGAGAUACACUGUACUGGUUAGAGCACUGUUGAGAUAUACUGUACUGUUUAGAGUACUGUUGAGUUAUACUAAUGUAUGAGACAUGUAGGAGGACUAUAUAUAAAUCACAUUUUAUUGGUCACAUACACGUGUUUAGCAGAUGUUACUGCGGAUGUAGCAAACUGUUUGUAAAUAUGUCUUCCUUCACUGUGAGAUACUAUAUGUAUAUAUUUGAUAGGCCUUAAUAGUAUAUAUACCGUAAUGUAGUGUAUACUGUUUAAUGGAAGUUCAGAUUAAAAGAGGACAGAAUGUUGUGGUAGAUUAUUUUCCUGUAUUACCAAAUGAGGAGAGUUACAAACCACACACCAGUCAGAGUUAUACUUAAAUUUCACCUUUAAUUAUACUUAUUAAGCUUUUGCAAUAGCUUUUGACUUUCAACGAUUCUCUAAUGAAAACGUUGAGAGUGUCAACAUAAUGGCAACUGAGAUCUUUUAUAGCAAAGAUCAACCCCUCUCAAUUUACAUGACACACCAUGUGUGGCUUUUUACUUUAGAAAGGAGUAUCCCAUAGCCAGAUAGCAUUAGCUAUAAAUUAUUGUUCAGUUUGUUCUCUAAGACGAGGUUCUAAUCUCGUUCCUGCUACUUCAUAGUACAAAAACACCAACUCAUCCAAUGGCAUAUAUCAAUUGUCAACUCUAGAUACUCCCAUCUCAAGA